GUUCAUCCCGACCAUGGAGUCGCUGCUCAAGGAACAACCACACACACAAGUUUUCGACCUCAGCGGAUCCUGGGACCUAGCAUCUUCUCGCCUCGACACUCUCAACCCAGACCUCGGAGGGGUGGUGUAUCCUGGUCGGACGACCAUGAGGCGUAUGCUUCUCACCACCAUCCAUGGAUACUACCUGCAGGCACUUGCCAGGCUGCCCAGGGACCAGCUCUGCUCUCAGCGCCUGCUCUACAGCAUGAUGCACCACGGCCACUGCUUCGGCCCGCUUGACCCCGUUUCCAACAUCAUCUUCAAUACCAUCUGGUAUAGUUCAGCCUGCCCGCUUCCCUCAUCGAUAGAAAAUUCUAAGAUGGACAUGGUCAGCACCAGCGCCCUCCUUCGGAUUUCCGUCAGGUCCUUCUACGGCCUCGUCUCCUUCCUGUGCACCCGCUACGACGCCCUCACCGUUGAUCGAGCCAUGCAUCAUCUGAUGGAGGCUGGGGCUGACCUGCGAAUCGCCGAUCCCAACUUCCAUGGUAAUAACCACGCUGCUGGAGGACACGUUCCGUCUGCCACCGUCCAAGAGGCCUAUGCUGCUGCGGCUGCUGCGGCUGCUGGCGCAUGCCACUCACAACGUCAAGCGCACAUUGUGCUUCUCCGACAAUCUUCUCUGAUUUCACGGAUGGGCUCCAUUUAUCUCAAGGGCAGUGGCCCGCUCUCCAGUGAUGCUGUUGACCGCCUCUCCAGUACUGCACGACACUUGUCCUCAAGCCACUUCCAAGGUCUACUGCUGCCACUGCCAGAAACCAGGGUGUUGGAUAGGUUGACAUACAACAGGGUAAAUCAACUGAGAAUCAGCUUCUGGAACCAGCAUGCUAGAGCUGUCAGAAUGGUGGAAUCUGCAAUCGAUAUGUACAACAGUCAACCUGGGGUACCCAAAUAUGAACUUCAUGUUAUCUGCGGUGUCAAUGAGUAUGUACAUGGCCCUGAGUACAUCACUGGCAACUUUCGGAAAUAUCAUCAUUCCCAUAUCAAUUUCCUCGCCACAUGCAAAGAAAGCCAAUCUGCUGCUGCUCUUCCAGUUCUCUUCUUUGCCCAGUGGAGCAACCAUGGCACCAAAGAGGAGUGCUUCUGCUGCCCUGUUGGUGUGCCACCUCUGAACUCGGAACAAGUCCGUUGUCUUUACUGUGAAUUCGAAGGGAGCAGGAUUGUGCAUCCUGCAAACGAGAGUUUCCACGGCCGUGACAUUGAGUUUGAGAAGAUGUUGUCCGGACGACUCUAUUCAGGAAGCUACAGCAACAACUGCAUCAUCGUACAUAGCUGCUCCUUGACCUUUUGGGUAGAUGGUCUGGCAGACGACUCCAUUUACUCUGUUGACCGUAUUGAUGAUGAUGAUAAAGAAGAUGGGAUGCUCUCAGUGGACUUCCAAAGAAGGAUAAGGUUAACGUAAUAUUAUCAGAUAGUACGGCCACCGAGCAGUGUGUUGAUUCUGCCCCCAGAUUUAGCUAGUAUGCUAAAUACUUGUCUCCGAGCAAGAAGUAUUUGCAAAAUGCUCUGAUUAUUUCCCACUAAUGGUCUAAUGUCCUCGUUCUGGUUGGAUUUGGAAAAUAGGAUCUGCUGCUACUGUCGGUGUCAUUGUUGGGCUUGUUUAACCUGUGAACAUACAGGAAGCUGUCAAGUCACUAUGCCUUUUUUCAUAUCAUUGCAAGUGCAGUCUGAUCCUAACGUAAUAUAUAAUGCUUCUGUGGGAAAAGAAUUAGCAUGAGUUCUUAACCAAAGCGUCCUGCACCUAAGGUGGCAGGUUCACCAACUUAGUCAGUUCAAAACCCGGAGACUUAUCUAGGCCCGAUAUAUCACUCAAUCCCUUAUUAUGGGAACACCCACAUCUCCUAGUAUGGUGCGUGACCUGCAACCGUCCUGAUUACCAUAUUUACCUUGCUAAUCUCUUGCUUUUAGUAUUAUUUUACCAAAUCGAUUGGCAGUCCCCUUAGUUAACAAAAUUCAAAUGCAGAUCCAUAGAGGUUAAUUUCCUGUGGAUAUCUCUUUCUUAAGUGUCUAUUUCCUCUUGUAUUUUAAUUUUGUGUAACUGAAUAUUUACAUACUUAUCUCCAAUCUAUAUUUGAGGAGAGGGAUGGACAUAUUAUUUUGUCCAGCCACGCCAUAUAUACAGGGCUUUUCCUAUGUAGGUGAUGUGAACUACUCGUACAUUGU
Molecule: messenger RNA, 2199 nt
Organism: Lolium rigidum
Lineage: Eukaryota; Viridiplantae; Streptophyta; Magnoliopsida; Poales; Poaceae
Exons: 3
Coding region: 14-1438 (474 amino acids)
Source: RefSeq, a predicted model, not a curated record